CUUUUUACUAUUGCUUUCACGUUUCCUCAGUCAGCGAGAUCCUGACAGCUCAUUUCUUAAGCUUGAAUUUUGAUUGUUGUGAGCAACUACAGUGGAGGGGAGAAAGGCGGCCCUGAUCUUUUGAAGGUGGAAUGGAUUACAGAGUCCCCGGGGCAGCUAUCAAUGGAGAACUACCUGUGCAGCCCACUGGGGAAAAGAAGAAGAAAAAAGAAGCAGCGAAGGAAACGUUAGAACGAGACCACUGGAACAACAAGCUAGAAUAUGUGCUGUCCGUGGCAGGGGAAAUCAUUGGUUUAGGGAACGUCUGGCGAUUCCCUUAUCUCUGUUACAAGAACGGUGGCGGUGCCUUCUUCAUCCCCUACCUCAUCUUCCUUUUCACCUGUGGGAUCCCAGUGUUCUUCCUGGAGACAGCGCUGGGGCAGUACACCAGCCAGGGAGGGGUUACUUCCUGGCGGAGGCUGUGCCCUCUCUUUGAAGGAAUUGGUUAUGCCUCCCAGGUUAUUGUUGUACUUCUUAAUUUCUAUUACAUUAUUGUUCUGGCUUGGGCCUUGUUUUACCUCUUCAGCUCAUUCACCAUCAAUCUUCCAUGGGGCAGCUGUGACCACGAAUGGAACACAGAGAACUGUGUGGAAUUCCAGAAGACAAAUUCUUCUCUAAACGUGACAGUGGAAAAUGCCACCUCUCCUGUCAUUGAGUUCUGGGAGAGGAGAGUGCUAAAGAUUUCUGAUGGCAUAGAACAUCUGGGCACCGUGCGGUGGGAACUGGCACUCUGCCUCCUACUUGCAUGGAUCAUCUGCUACUUCUGCAUCUGGAAAGGAGUCAAGUCGACAGGCAAGGUGGUGUAUUUUACUGCCACGUUCCCAUACCUCAUGCUGGUAGUUCUACUGAUCAGGGGCGUCUCCCUGCCUGGGGCAUCUAAAGGGAUCCUCUUCUACCUUUACCCAGACCUCACUCGACUCAGUGAUCCCCAGGUAUGGAUGGAUGCAGGCACUCAAAUCUUCUUCUCUUACGCCAUUUGUCUGGGAUGCCUGACAGCUUUGGGCAGCUACAACAAGUAUCACAACAACUGUUACAGGGACUGCAUCGCGUUGUGUUUUUUGAACAGUGGCACAAGUUUUGUGGCUGGUUUUGCCAUCUUUUCCAUCCUGGGCUUCAUGUCCCAAGAACAGGGAGUGCCUAUUUCUGAGGUAGCUGAGUCGGGGCCUGGCCUGGCAUUCAUCGCGUAUCCCCGAGCUGUCGUCAUGCUGCCUUUCUCCCCAUUAUGGGCCUGCUUCUUCUUUGUCAUGGUCGUGCUGCUGGGGUUGGACAGCCAGUUUGUCUGCAUGGAGAGCCUGGUGACAGCCAUAGUUGAUAUGUAUUCUGGAAUUUUCCGGAAGAAGAACCGCAGAGAAACUUUAAUUCUUUUGGUCUCCAUCCUUUCAUAUCUUGUGGGACUGGUCAUGAUCACAGAGGGUGGGAUGUACGUCUUCCAGUUGUUUGACUACUAUGCUGCUAGUGGAAUGUGCCUGCUCUUUGUUGCCAUUUUUGAGACCCUGUGCAUUGGCUGGGUAUACGGUGCUGACCGUUUCUAUGAUAACAUCGCAGACAUGAUUGGCUAUCGGCCAUGGCCUGUCAUCAAAUACUGUUGGUUAUUCAUCACACCAGCUGUCUGCCUGGCGACGUUUCUAUUUUCCCUGAUUAAAUAUACCCCGCUGUCAUACAACAAGAAGUACGUGUACCCGUGGUGGGGAGACACCGUGGGCUGGCUGCUGGCGCUCUCGUCCAUGAUCUGCAUCCCUCUCUGGAUUGUCUACAAACUUUCCACCAUUAAGGGAUCUCUGAGAGAGAGAUUCCACCAACUUGUGUGUCCAGAUGAAGACUUGCCCCAGAGGAUGUGUCCAGGUCAUCAGCCUUUUCCUGCCACUGGAACUGGGCUCCUGAUGUUGACGGAACUGGAUUCUCACUGUUAGAGGGAGGCACCCCCCUCUGCAUUGGACAAUCCUGGACUUUGCCCAUGGCCGAGGAGAGAGGGACCAGUGAGCUGACUCCCCUUCCCCCCUCCGAAGGAUCAGUGGUGACUGCUAGGGAAAAAAGAGAGCUCUCCCAGGAGGUUGUGGAGGAAGCAGACCUUGCUGCUCCACCUUUUUGUCUGGCAGCGUGUUUUCAGGAGAUGAUUCGAACCAAAAUGUUCCCCUGUGAGAUUUUCUGGGAGUGGAACAGGAAGGACAAGGCCCUGGGGUGGAAAAUACUUCACAUGAUCACAGAAGAGUUUAUCUUGUGUGGCUUCUAGGGAGCUCCUCAUUCCAUCUAUAAAAAUCAU
This is a messenger RNA of Elgaria multicarinata webbii, 2299 nucleotides long. RefSeq names its product solute carrier family 6 member 13 (gene SLC6A13). The coding region runs from base 132 to 1949 and encodes 605 amino acids. Gene Ontology annotation, cellular component: plasma membrane. The record is from RefSeq and is a predicted model, not a curated record. The transcript is spliced from 15 exons. Gene Ontology annotation, molecular function: gamma-aminobutyric acid:sodium:chloride symporter activity. Gene Ontology annotation, biological process: neurotransmitter transport; sodium ion transmembrane transport. Lineage: Eukaryota; Metazoa; Chordata; Lepidosauria; Squamata; Anguidae.